UGCAUCCAGGGGCUCGGCGGCGUUCGGUGCUGAAGUGGGGCGGAUGGCAGAAAGACAGUGGCGAUGGACAUUACACCGCAGGAUUUCCAUUAAUGAUGUCGUUCAAUAAACAUCGGGACAACGCUUUUUCACACUUCUCGCCAUAGGACGCUGACAGCCCGACAGAAAGGGAUGCUGUCACUGCUCCAUGUACUCUGCAGUCCAUAAAUGACCCUUUCACCAAGAUCAGAGGAGGCCUAGGAGGCGGCAGCUAGUGAAUCUGAAAAGAGCUAGUCAAAUAAGGAAACAAGGACAGGAGGAAGCCACUUUUUCACCUCAGCGGUCCAGUAUUCCUUUCUGUGCCAGUCGGUCAGGGAUGGUGAGACCAGUAAUCUCUGUUCCCUGCGGUAAAGAGAAGCUCCCAGCAUCCUCAGCAGCCAGACAGCCAGUUCAUCAGCCAAACAGACGCCAAGACAGUCCACCAGUCUGUCACUACGUCAACCAGCCUGCUCUCAUCCAGCAACCUAUUACCUCAUGCCAUGACUGCUCUGUCUGACCUGUUUUUAGGAACUCGCUAAUUCAUGCCCCGCAGUGUGAGUGGAGUGGAGAUGAGAAAAAGGCAGGCGGCACACAUCGAGGCCCCACCUCAGGCCCCUGGACAGCCCCGACCCAACACCUGCUGCCUCUGCUGGUGUGGCUGCUGCAAGUGUCUCUGGACUGAAGACAGGCUUGAGAGAAGUGAACGACAGACGUGCACCAAGAUGGACAGUAUUGAAGCUACAGAAGAACAACGCCCCAGUCUCGAGGAGUUGCUGUCAUGGGCACGGAGCUUUGAGAUGAUGCUGCGCUCGCUGGAGGGCCGGGAGGUCUUCCAGGAGUUCCUGCGCUCGGAGUACAGCGAGGACAACCUGCUUUUCUGGUUGGCCUGCGAAGAGCUGAAAAAGGAGACAAAUCUAACAGUGGUGGAGGAGAAGUCGAGGAUCAUAUAUGAAGACUACGUGUCGAUAUUGUCACCCAAAGAGGUGAGUCUCGACUCCAGGGUCAGAGAAGGAAUCAACAGGACCUUGACCGAGCCCAGCAACCUGAUGUACGAGGAGGCCCAAUUCCAGAUCUACACCCUGAUGCACCGCGACUCCUUCCCCCGUUUCCUCAACUCCUCCGUUUACAGAGACCUCCUGGCCAACAGGAGGCGUACCUGCCUCGACACCUAGACCCAUCAAACCUCUGUCAUCGCCAUCGUACACCAACGAGACUACUACUUUAACUUCAAAUACUACUAUGGUGCCAGAAGUCGGGUUUGGAAAUCUCUCCCUGUUUCUUGAUUGAAAAGACUGAACGACAUCACAAGAUAGCUGGUUGUUUUUUUUGUUUUUUUUUAUUUAUAUUUUUUAAGCAAUUUAUAUCCAGUUCUCCACUGGAGCCAGGUCCGCCUUUGCUGGUUGGUUAUUGGUCAGUUUAAAACCAUUAAUGCUGGCCAGUGAUUGUUUUGCUAGCAUUCUGUGCCGUUUAUUAGGGUUGACUGGCCAACCCACUUGUGGGCUGUUGAAGUGGCCAACCUGACGGCCAGCUGUUUGUUAACCGUGGACACGGACUCCUCACACGCUGGGGAAGACGAAGAGAGAGAGAGAUGAAAAGGACAAGCCAACUGUUCCUGUACUGUAAUAUUUAGACCUCAUUUUUUCUACAUUCUCUUUAACAUUCUCUCUCUUUCCUCAUUCUAUCAUAUAGUUUUUCCAAUUCUGUCCCAUUCCUCAGAUGUGUUUAUCUUUUCUCUGUUUGAUUCCUUUUCUGUCCAAACAUGACACCGUAUUGUUGGUGGGAGUUGGGGCAUCUCAGCCCUGUUAAACCAGUUGAAGCACUGGCUCUGCAUGAAACUCUCUCUCUCUCUCUACAGUAGCUUGACGAUGUACGCCGCGGACUGCAACCGUUUUUUUGAUUAUUGAGAUGUAUAAUGACAGGUGACCUGUCUCUGUCUGGCUGUCUAUGUUCAGUGAAGGGAAAAAGUACACUUCUGCCAAUUUAAAGCUUAGUGCAGUGUUUUUUAAGUGAGGAGAUUGGAAGGCUCCUGCAGCAAAGGCAGCAGCACCUACACAUGCGUCCAUCCAGCUGUCCAUCAUUCAUCCGUCCGUCCAUCAAAGCACUUUCCACCUUUAGGAUUCUUUAACUGGGAGCAGUAAGGGCUAGAAUUGUGGUUGGGCAGCUACAUGUAAUACUCAUGAACUUUAAACAAAAUAAUCUCUCCACUGAGAAAAAUCACAAUGCCUUUAUAUGUAAGAAAAGGCAGCACAAGGGCUGCUUGAGUUUUUUUCUGGAGAGCAACCACAGUUUGUCUGAUGAUCCCUACCUCCCAUCUUUUUUCCCCUUCCUCCAACUCAGACCAUCACAGCCUGACAAGCACAGGUGCCCAGUGUAGGGGAAAACACAGCUGGACAAAGUAAAAACAACCAUUGACCCCAAAAAGUCAUUUACAUUUUGAAAUUGUGGAGCAGAAAAAGAGGGUUUACUAAAUCGACUUUCAUGGAAAGCUGGUUCUGCUUGGAGAAAAGUAGUAGAUGCAGCAGGCACUGAUGUAACUAAAAAUGGCUUCCGAGCCCUGGCCUUUGUCUGUAAGGCUUGCGCUUUAGAUGCUGUAGGUAACUUGACAGUUCUUGGACUGGGAUGUCCAAAACCAGACUGCAGAAAUGUGACCCGGGUGCCAAACAUGAUGUCAAAGACGCUGUGAAGAGAUAUCACAUGUGACUAGUCAACAGGAAAGUAGAGUCUCAGCCAUUUCGGUACGUGUCUGUUUCUCCAGCAGGUGAAGCUGGGCGAGUAGGAGAUAGUUGUACAGUUAUCUACUGCCCACUCGAGACACUCAUUUCUUUACCAGAGCUAGUGAAGAGGGUUGGUAAUAUAACGUUAACAUGCUACUGUACCAGGCUAGAAGAGACGUGUGUGUAGUCCUGCUACAUGCUACGAGGCUAACUAGGUUUAAGCAUGCUGUAGGCAAGCAGUUGGCAUGUUUGUGCUAGCCAUGCUAAUCCUCCAUCCUCCGACCGCCAACCCUCUCACACUCUUUUUUCCUAAUCCGACUUUGACAGCAUGCGAUGAAAUUGGGUGUUUGUGUAUGUGUAUGUUUGUGUGUGUGUGUGUGUGUGUGUGUGUGUGUGUGUAUAUGUGUGUGUGUGUGUGUAUGGUAGAGUUACACACCUAACAGACAAAUUUAGAAACUAAAACAUUUCAUGGGGUUUUUGCCAAAUGUCCCAUUGAACAUUUUUAGUAUUUAAACAGACAUUUUUUAUUGACGAUGUGAACAUGAACUUUGUUCCUGGCCUGUGGAUGUGCAGUAGAAAGUGCAUGAGUGCAGUGUAUGCUCAUUUUUAUUUCUAUUAACCAGGCCUCUGAGUAUAUUGAUGAUAUCUCAUGAUUGUUAGCAGGCCUCUUGGUUUGGUUGUUAGUUUGUUCUUAAAGUGUCAAUGACAGAGUGCCACUCCUCACUUAUUAAUGUGGGCCUCCCUUUUGCCACAAAUUUUAACUACCUGAAGUUCAUGUGCCAAGUUUGGUCUAGAUCAAAUUUUAGAGCCCAGAAUGUCCAGCAGACUAGUGUCAUUGGAUGUAGGUAGUGAUUAUAGAUUGGAGUCUAUUCGAAGAAGCGCUGUUCCACCGUAUUAGGUUGGUUUUGAAUUGUCAGAUGAAUCACUAAAGAUGAGACAUGUGAGGAAACUUUGUUUCUUAAUGCAUCUGUUAGAUGAGACAAGAAAAUGGCUACCUCUUGUUAACAAAUUUUACUAAAGAAGCUAAACAAGACAGAUAAUUUAGUUUUUAUGUUGAAAUAUAAAUAGUAAUAUAUAGACAUAUCUCUGCCUUGGAGUCCAUUGAGCUUUUUUCAGACUUAUUUUCACUCUGUGUUAUGAAAUGCUAACUGGAUGAGGCUGCCAGUUCAAAACCAAGCUAUCAUAUAACUAAAGAAGCUUUCAGUCGUUAAGUAUUGGUGAAAUGUAUUGGAAUAUUCAAAGUAAAGUUCAGAAAGUAAGCCUAAACCAGUAAUCAUCCAACAGUUAAUGUACAAUAUUUAACCUUAGUAUACAGUACUCACAUGCAGCCUACAUUAUUAAGCCUGAUUUAUACCUCUGCGUCGAAUCGAUGGCAUAGCCUACGCCGGAGGUCUGCGUAGCUCCCGUACCUACACAGAGCCCUACGCACGUAGCUGACGCACACCUCCUCCAAAAUGUAACUACGCAUACAAUCAACGCAGACCGCAAGCCCUGUGAUUGGUCCGCUCUGCAGCAUUGUAUAUCUCACAUUUACAGCACUUUCUGGACCCCCGCUCAUUGGCCGCAUAUAAGCCGUGUAUUUCAUCUCCUCCUCUCUAUUCCUCCCUGUAAUCAUGUCUUUAUGAUAAACAGUAACAUGUCUCAGCUCUAAAUUAACAUAAAAUGUUCUGAAUCGCUGAAGAAAAGUAAACAGAGAUCGUAGCAGGGCUGAAAACGGGUGACAAAGCUAUCAGAGAGACCACACUGCCCUCAGGCGUUUCAGUGGAGUAUUGCUGUGCGACACGAAUCCAUCGACACACAAGUAUGUGGUGCUCCGACGCAGAAGUAUAAACCAGCCUUUACCCAUAUGGACUUGAUUGAUAUUGCUUAGCUGUAAUGAAGAGCUGUGCAUGCAUGCGCUCAGCUGUUCAGAAGCAGAAUAUUACAGAGCAGUUAACCACUUCUGACGCUGAUGGAGCAAUUUUCAAGAAACAACAUGAUGAGAUUUUGAUUUUGGACAGUUCUGUAACAUUUCAGAUUCAGCAGGAGAUGUGCUGCCACUCAUUAAGCUCUCCAGCAGACAAAUCUCUCCGCUGUUUCCCUGUUGCUGAGUCUAUACUAUGAUUAAGACGAGAAUGUUUCACCGAGAACCAGAUGAUGAAAUCAUGGUGCAAUUAAACCAAGUUUACAUUUAUAAAUUGUGAAAUAUAUAUGUGUACCUUGUUCAAUACUCGAAACAUUAGGGGAGGUGACCAUCUCCGGUGAGAGCAGAGAAGCCAGCAGGUUUACAGCUGGCUUGAGACUCUGCCCUGUGCUAGCUCUGCUAGCUUGAUACAGGGUUUACAGGGAGGACAGACACAGCAGAAACCCAGGUAACAGUGUUUUACAGAGAGGACGAACACAGCAGAGUCCAUGGUUUCCUGCUGACGACCUUUCCUGUUAAUUUGUUGUGACUUUUACACAGUGGGGAAAAGUACACUUUUUUUUCAAUAACUGCAUUUCAAAUGUGGAAUUUAAAAGCAAUGAUGAUGAUGUGAAGUGAUGUGUCAUCGCUGAGUUUGGAUUUUUUUUUUUAUCUUUGACAUUUCCAUGGGAACCAAGUGAGGUUAUUUUUCUUUCUCUUUCUUUUAUUUUUUUUAAAAUACAAGGCUGUGGUUUUAUUUUACAGAAGAAACAAACAUUGAGAGCUAAAGUGUCCUGCUAGGUUUGAGGAGGUUUUGAGAAGCUUUGGCCUUACUGACACAUUUUAUCUAUUUUUUUCUCCUUUGUAUAAAAAAAAAAUGACAACAA
Molecule: messenger RNA, 5501 nt
Organism: Notolabrus celidotus (New Zealand spotty)
Lineage: Eukaryota; Metazoa; Chordata; Actinopteri; Labriformes; Labridae
Gene: rgs17
Product: regulator of G protein signaling 17
Exons: 6
Coding region: 561-1190 (209 amino acids)
Source: RefSeq, a predicted model, not a curated record